This is a messenger RNA of Talaromyces proteolyticus, 1918 nucleotides long. Its product is annotated as fungal-specific transcription factor domain-containing protein. NCBI's taxonomy places the organism in Eukaryota, Fungi, Ascomycota, Eurotiomycetes, Eurotiales, Trichocomaceae. The coding region runs from base 91 to 1776 and encodes 561 amino acids. Gene Ontology annotation, cellular component: nucleus. The transcript has 5 exons. Gene Ontology annotation, molecular function: DNA-binding transcription factor activity, RNA polymerase II-specific; zinc ion binding; DNA binding. The record is from RefSeq and is a predicted model, not a curated record. Gene Ontology annotation, biological process: DNA-templated transcription; regulation of DNA-templated transcription.
CAACUAAGGAACCCUACGUUUUUCGUUCUCCUAGCAAACAAUCCUUCCAAGUACUUCAUAUCUACUGAUAUAUUGUCAACUAACAAUACCAUGCCGCAAAAAAGUGCCUGCAUUCAAUGCCACACAAAGAAGCGCCGAUGCGGCGGGCAGAUUCCGGUAUGUGACCGUUGUCGUCGUCUCUCGCUCGAUUGUCACUAUCCAGAAUCGAGGCGCAAAACGGGCCCAAAAAGGGCCCAUCUAGGACCCUUGUUCACUAAGUUGGCCGAAAUCGAAGAAACAAUUAAUAUAGAUUCUACUUAUCGUCCCUCUAGUUCCAUAGAACAGAACGAUGAAUCUAGUGCUGGUUCAAGAGAAAUCAUGAGUGUUCUGGACCAAAAUAGUCUACAACCUACCAACUCUCUAGACUUGGAGCUUGGAUGGAUGGGAUCUUUCCUGCCAGUGGAAACAGAAUUGCCACAAGAAUCCUUAAGCGAAUUGUGUCACAUUUUUUUCAGGGACAUUCAUCCCACUUUGCCAAUUCUUCAUCCUUCUAAGUACUUCCACAAGAAAAAUCUACAUAAAUCUGACGAUGGUAUUCGAUGUCUGAGAUACAUUGUAUGGAGCCAUGCAGCCAGCGUCUGUGAAAGUUUAUCGCACAUGAGGGAUCGAUUCUAUGAGCAAGCCAGAGGCUAUGCAUGCGCGAAUGAAAUGAAUGACAAUGUGGGAAUUUCUCUUAUACAGUGCCAGGCUCUAGUCUUAAUCAGCUAUUACGAAUAUAAACACGCCAUCUUCCCUCGGGCAUGGUUAACGGCAGGAAAAGCUAUGAGACUUGCGCUUGUUUUGAAGCUACACCGUAUGGAUUCCGGGGUGCACUGGAAUUCCACCCUCGAUGUUUCAGAUGAGUGGGUUGAGCUGGAAGAGCGGCGUCGAACUUUCUGGUCGGCAUUCUGUGUGGAUAGCUAUUCUGGCUUUGGUGGGGGAUUUUUAUCAAUGACUGACGAGAGUGAUAUAUCCACGUACCUACCAUCCGAAGACGAGGCAUUCGAAAAUGACACGAUUCCCAAAAAUGUCUCACAUACGCUUGCGACAGCUCUUCAACUAGAAACCUCGCGUAGUCUAUCCUCUUUCGGAAGCGCGGUGGUUCUCUCGUGGCUCGCCGCGCGGACGGCCAAUCAUCUACGCACCCAAGACGACCAGAAAUAUUGGGAAAAUCAUCAUGUGAUUGACGCACAGUUGCUUCAGAUUAGUUUAUCUCUACCAAGCCACCUAAAAUUACCCGGUGGAAUUCAUCAGCCCAACGUCGUGCUGACGAAUAUGUUAUUGCAUGCAUUAACUGUGUCUUUGCACCAAGCGGCAGUUUCCAAGGCCACAGAAGAUCCAGUUAAAAAGCAUCUGGCAUGGGAAAGCAAUAUGAGAUGCUUGACCUCGGCUUCUGAAAUCGCUAAUAUUGUUAAAGAAGUGACACAGAGCAAUUUGGCAGCAAUCCACGUCCUCACGCCAUUCUGUAUCUUCGUAGCAUUAAGGUAUCUAAUGACUCAACCCCAGCGAGAUGCACCGGAAUCCAAACAGACUUGUCAGUUCUUGACGGACGUCCUAGGAUCGUGUGUGGCCAAGCAGAACAACCUGCUGGCUGGAUUGUUCCUACACGCUAGGAUUCUACAAUUAGAAGGGCAGCCCGUCAAUCAAUCUGUGAGGAGAUAUCUUCCGGCUCCAAAGCACAACAAAAACUCAUCCGGAUGUCUAAUACUAACUGGAGGUGUUUGUCAUUCUUUUCAAAAGUCCAGAGGCAGUGGCUAGGGUUAGACUGGAUCCGAUAAUUUGCGAAGGUUGCUAAUUGCAAAUAUAUUAUAUAAUACAAACAAUAAUCUUUAUUUUGUCGCCCUAUUGAUCUCUGGUGUAGUAAUAAUCCUAUCACCAACGCAUCAUAUCCUUAUUAUUA